AUGCUGGGACUCGCUGCACCCGGGGCGCUCCUGGCUUCCGUGGGCGUGUGCGGGCCAGCAGCGUGCGAAGCCUUCGAGAACUACGAGGAGGCGGCGCCCGAGGAAGACUGCGGGGAGGAGUUCCUGCCCCUGCUGGGCGACGGUUGGGGCGAGGCGGUGGAGGUUGCCCUGGAGAGCAUCUACGCCGACGCCGAGCGCGCCGCCCCGCCUGGCUGCAGCGGCGACCCAGCGGAGGGUGGUGCCCAGGAGCUGGAGGCGGACGCGUGCCCCCCGUUCGAGUUCGAGGCGCAGGUCCCGCAGGACUGGACCCCCGACCAGCCGGUACUCGGGCGCGGCCCCCACGGCAGCGUGCGCGUGAGGCCGCCGCAGGGCACGCAAGGCGGCGCCCUGCUCAGGUGCUGGGCGGGGCCACGCCCAGAGCUGCGGGUGCGGGUGCCCCCGGGCGGAACGCCUGGCGACGAGGCCGGGCAGCGCGUACUCUUCCGCUCCCUGGAGGGCGCCGGCGGCGAGCCGGCCUGGUGGCGCGCCCCCGUCCCUGCGGACGCGAGGCACUUCAGGCACGGCGGCUACUUCUGCGCCCGCUUGCCGCCUCCAGGCCUCUACCAGCGCCAGGGCGGCACCGCUGGCGCCGCCGAGGGCCCCCAGGGCGGCACCGGCGAGAGCGGCCCGGCUCGCUCGGCGGAUCCCUUCGCCGCAUUCGCCGCCUUCCACGGCCGCCGCUACCCGCCCGGAUCGGCGGAGUACCGGCGCCGGCAGGCGCUCUUCGAGAGGCGCGCGGGCGAGGCGGCGCGGCAGAAUGCCCGGCGGGGCCGGAUUUGGACCGCCAGCGUGAACUACCUGUCCGACUGGAGGAGCUGCGGCAGUUGCGAGGCCACCGCCCUGGUGAACUCGCUGCCGCGGGCGGCAGCGCCGCAGCAACCCAAGAACCAGGGAGCCUGUGGCUCGUGCUGGGCCAUCGCAGCGGCGACCAUCGUGGAGGCUUAUGCGCAGAAGGGCAACCUCGCCAACGCCGGCACACCCUCGGUCCAGCAGCUCGCGUCCUGCGUGCUCAAUCCGGACAAGUGCGGCGGCGGCGGCGGCUGCAAGGGCGCGACGAUGAACCUGGCUCUCGACUACGCUCUGUCGCACGAGAUCUACUCGGAGGCCCAGUGGCCGUACGAGCCGAGCACGAUCCCAGGCACCCAGGGCACAGCCGUGCGGUGUUCCGCGAGCGGCCCAGCCUUGCAAGUGCUCAAUCUCACCGCCGCUGCAGGCAACGGGACGGUUGGCAGAGGCACGGUUGCAGCUCACGCGACAGGUCACGCGCUCAACGGCGUGGCGAUACCGUUCAGCUCGUACAGGGUGCUGCCCCGCAACCAGUACGCUUUUUUGCUGGAGGCUCUCUACGAGACCGGCCCCGUCGGCGUCAGCGUUGCGGCUGGCCAGUGGUUCAACUACGGGAGCGGAAUUUUCGAUGAUUGCACCGGGAGCGCAGGUGCGGUCGUGGACCACGCCGUGGUGGCCGUGGCGUUCGGCGAGCAGGCGGGCACGAAGUAUUGGACUUUGAUGAACUCGUGGGGCUACGACUGGGGCGAGAACGGCUACAUCAGGCUGCUGCGUCGCGACAAUGACAGCGCGAUGUGCGCA
Prorocentrum cordatum is the source of this 1626-nucleotide messenger RNA. The record is from the annotation of a GenBank genome assembly. NCBI's taxonomy places the organism in Eukaryota, Dinophyceae, Prorocentrales, Prorocentraceae.